Messenger RNA from Chaetomium globosum CBS 148.51, 204 nucleotides. RefSeq lists its product as uncharacterized. The record is from RefSeq and is a predicted model, not a curated record. Bases 1 to 204 code for a protein of 67 amino acids. The transcript has 3 exons. Lineage: Eukaryota; Fungi; Ascomycota; Sordariomycetes; Sordariales; Chaetomiaceae.
AUGUUCGAUGCUGAGGUUGUCAUUAGGACCACACCACACAUACCCCCUCCCACGGGCCACAAGCACACUCAUCGCAUCAGCAGCACGAUAUACUCACACCCUGCCGCGCCGCAUGUCCGUGUCCGUGUCCGUGUCCGUGUCCGUGUCUGUGUCUGUGUCUGUGUCUGCCCGUGCCACGGCCCCCCGGAGGCGAGGGCCGCGUAG